Brassica oleracea var. oleracea is the source of this 1856-nucleotide messenger RNA. Its product is annotated as probable arabinosyltransferase ARAD2. The transcript has 3 exons. Bases 82 to 1527 code for a protein of 481 amino acids. The record is from RefSeq and is a predicted model, not a curated record. Gene Ontology annotation, molecular function: glycosyltransferase activity. Lineage: Eukaryota; Viridiplantae; Streptophyta; Magnoliopsida; Brassicales; Brassicaceae.
GCACAAUAGUAUAGGAUUAAAUUUUGAAGAGAGGAGUGUUUGAGCAUUUGAUAGACAAAGCAGAGAUCUUUAAGAGCUACUAUGGUUCCUAAGAUUAAGAUCACAUCAAUGGCGGUCGCUAAACCUCUCUGCUCAGUCUCUUGCUUACUCCUCUCUUCCUCUCUCGUCUUCGUCGUCUCGCUUCUCUUCUUCUUCUCCAAUUCCUUAACAUCCGACCAAAAUCCGAGGAUCUCUCUCGAUACCUAUCAAACGGGCAUCAACGUCUUCGUAGCUGAGCUUCCGAGAUCCCUAAACUAUGGUCUUCUCGACAAGUACUGGUCCUCUUCCCCAGAUUCACGCAUACCCAGCGACCCGGAUCACCCGACCCGUAAAACCAAUUCAUCCAAACCCGAGAAAUACCCACCGUACCCGGAGAAUCCGCUGAUUAAGCAGUACAGUGCAGAGUACUGGAUCAUGGGAGACCUCGAGACUCCACCGGAGAAGCGUACUGGAUCUUUCGCCAAAAGGGUUUUCAGCGAAUCCGAGGCUGAUGUAGUGUUCGUGCCCUUCUUCGCGACUCUAAGCGCGGAGAUGGAGCUUGGAAAUGGAAAAGGCUCCUCCUUUAGGAAGAAAUCUGGAAACGAAGACUAUCAGAGACAGAGACAAGUUCUCGACUUUUUGAGGAACACUCAAGCUUGGAAGCGAUCCGGUGGACGUGAUCACGUCUUUGUUCUAACUGACCCUGUUGCAAUGUGGCAUGUCCGCCAGGAGAUUGCUUUAUCCAUUCUACUAGUUGUGGAUUUUGGAGGAUGGUUCAGGCAAGAUUCCAAGUCUUUCAACGGUACUAGCUUGCCUGAGAGGAUAGAGCAUACUCAAGUCUCUGUCAUUAAGGAUGUGAUUGUUCCAUACACGCAUCUUCUUCCUAGGCUAGAUUUGUCUCAGAACAAGAGACGUCACAGCCUACUUUAUUUCAAAGGCGCUAAGCACAGACAUCGGGGAGGGUUAAUAAGAGAAAAACUAUGGGACUUGCUGGUGGAUGAACACGGCAUUGUCAUGGAAGAAGGUUUCCCUAAUGCAACGGGAAGAGAACAAUCGAUAAGAGGAAUGAGAAACUCAGAGUUUUGCUUGCAUCCAGCCGGUGACACUCCCACUUCGUGCCGUCUCUUUGACGCCAUACAAAGCCUAUGCAUCCCUGUGAUUGUCAGCGACAACAUAGAGCUCCCGUUUGAAGGAAUGAUAGAUUACUCAGAGUUCUCAGUCUUUGUCUCCGUAAGUGAUGCAUUAAGGCCUAAAUGGUUGGCUAAUCAUCUCAGAAAUUUCUCUGAAAGAGACAAGGAAACCUUCAGAAGUAGAAUGGCAAAGGGUCAGUCGGUUUUUGUGUAUGACAAUGGUAAAGCGAAUGGUAUUGGACCGAUUCAACACGAUGGUGCGGUGAAUCACAUAUGGAAGAAGGUUCAACAGAAGGUGCCAAUGGUGAAGGAAGCAGUGUUUAGGGAGAGGAGAAAACCAGCUGGUACUUCUGUUCCUCUUCGAUGUCAAUGUAUCUAAAAUUUGUUUUUACUUCACGAUAAUACAUGCAUUCCCUUGUACUCAGAGAAUGUAUGUAUAGGCCCAUAUCUGAGCCCAUUAAAACGGACGUGGUUUAGUUGCUAACCAGCUUAGGUCAAUCACUGCAUGCAUCUGAUAAAAACGCAACGUUUUAUAAAUACGAUUAUAUAUAUUCCUGGAAAAAAAGAGAAGCAAAGAUCUUUGUAAUCUGCUUCGUUUAUUUGCCGUGUACCGACGAUUUGCGAUCGAUCUGUACUGAUUAUCGUGACAAGUGAUUGAUUAUGUCGAUGCUCGAUUCGUUCUUCAAUAAAGGUUUCAAAGCUGCAAAA